Molecule: messenger RNA, 1263 nt
Organism: Heterobilharzia americana
Lineage: Eukaryota; Metazoa; Platyhelminthes; Trematoda; Strigeidida; Schistosomatidae
Source: the annotation of a GenBank genome assembly
AUGAUAUUUAGUUUUUUGAGUAAAGAUGUUGUUGUUCCAGCAGCGAUAUUUAUUCCAAAAACAACUUUGUCAUCAAUAUCAACAACAACAGCAUCCCAGCACUAUCCUACCAAUCUUGCAACUCAUAGUGGAACUCCUUAUGAAAUUCACUCGACAACACCGAAAACUGCUCAAAUUCAGAAGGUUAAGACAACAGAAAAUCAAUACAUAGCAACCUUCAAUUCAAGCCCUCCAAAGCGUCCAAACUUUCAUGUCAAUAUCCCGAAACAGAACAGAAUUACUCUGAAGAAUCUCUUCCCACCACUAUAUCCUAACAGUUCAUUUUGCUUAAAGAAAACCAGGUUCUAUAUUGACGAUAAAAAGGUUAACUUAAAGACAGAUGAAGGGAUUAUAAACUUAAUUGAUGCAUUAACGCCAUCCCUGAAUAUGAAUAUAUGGUCAAAAAUUGAGCCAUAUAUUUGUCAGUCUAGUAAAACAAAUCUUUUAAUCAUUACAUUUUCUCCAAGUGGAAGUUAUUCAGUUCGAAAUAAAAUUCGUCAAACAUGGGGUUCAGUUAAAUAUAUCUUGAGUGAAACUACAAAUGAACAAUAUCCUAAUGGGUUGAAAAUCAUUGAACAUUUAUUCAUUGUUAAUAUCAGUAAAUCAAGAACGGUGCAAAAUUCAGUGGAAUUUCCAAAACUUAUAAAUGAAGCUGAGAAAGAAAGAGAUAUUCUACCACUACCCUUAACAGGUUUACAGAAUAAUUACGCAAGUCUACACAUUUUAGCCAGACUUAUUUCCAAAUUUGAAUGCUUUAGUUCAGUAUACAACUUCAAAAAGUUACAGUUGCAGUCGAAUUCAUUAAAACACAAUAAUCCACGUAUCUAUUGCAUACCGAUUGAAAAGAAACACGUUGAAUACAAACCGCAUUUACGUUAUGACUCUAAGAAUAAGUUAUCUGAAUGGAUUGGUAAACUGUACCCCACUCAUUGUGAUAUUGAAGCUAGUGGGUUUUUAAUGUUGUUCGAAACACUGAAACGAUGGUACACAUGUGCUCGUAUCUAUAAACCAUUCAAUCCUAUAAGUAUCUAUCUAACUGGCUUAUUAAGCCAUGCUGCAAAAAUUGAGAUUGAAAGUUAUUGGACAAAUUACUGGUCGACAGGUUACCUUCUACCAAGUAUGGCGUUGAAUAAAAAGAGCAAAAGAUAUUUAUUUUUCAAGGGAUCUGUUAAUCAAAGUAACAGAGUAUGGAAGAGUGUGUUUCGUGCAAUAUUAGGUCAGUAA